Molecule: messenger RNA, 545 nt
Organism: Cynara cardunculus var. scolymus (artichoke)
Lineage: Eukaryota; Viridiplantae; Streptophyta; Magnoliopsida; Asterales; Asteraceae
Product: putative cell wall protein
Exons: 1
Coding region: 50-436 (128 amino acids)
Source: RefSeq, a predicted model, not a curated record
AACACCUCACAAUUUUCACUUCACAACUUAGAAGAUUAAUUGUCUACAAAUGGCUAAAACGAUUCGUUCGAUCUUCKUUCUUCUUCUCGUCGUCAACCUCUUGAUCUCGAUGGCAAUGGCAGGCCGAGACAUUCCGUCCAACAACAAACCCGAAGACAUCAAACACCCGAAUAUGUUCUUCUCUCACGACCGUGGAUACCUGAUCCCAGGUCUUGGACGAGGGAUUAAACCGAAGUCCAAGCACGGGUUCAACCCCUUCACCUACAAUCCUAUUACCGGCAACAACAACAACAACAACGGAGUCGCAGACAUCCCUACUUUCGGUGGGGUUGGUUUUCCGGGUGGUGAUGACACAUUGGCUCCAAACUCUGGAUUUGAGGUCCCGAGCACCGGAGGCAGCGGUAGCGAUAGCACUCCGGUCUCGGCUCGUCCAUGAUGAUUUGGUUGUUGGUUUGUGAUUUUGUUACAUUGUCAUGUGUUUUCAGUUGUAAUAUUGUAUGUUGUGUUUUGCAAAUAAAGACAUCAAUCGCGAUGGUAUUUGGUAU